AUGGUCAACAACGCCGCACAGCAGUUCAAACGCAACCAGGCAGCAAUUGGCGACCAAGCUACGCUCUUUGGUUGUUUAGCGUUUGACGAGACUAACUACGGGGUUGUACCUGUACGACGAGAUUCAGCUGGAUCAAUUUUUGGGGUGGUUGAUUUUGGCCGCAACGAAGUGGGCAUCGGAAUUACCCCCAGCUCUGUCCAUCACUUGGAAAGUAAAUUGAACGAUGUUGAGGCGUGCUUGCUCGAGUAUGGGUUGGACAUCCAAAACUUUGCUCCAAACAAAUCCACAUUUAAUGACCCCGACGACAUUGCAGCGUUUUUGUGUUUGCUGGUCGACGAGGCGCACUCGAUGGUUGGUCAAAUCAACACCAAGGUCAACGACAGGCUCAAGCUCAUUGAACGAAAAAAGCUCAGCGAAGCUGACACCAUGAAACGCAACAUGCACACACCUGCAGUUUGUUUGGACCACAUAGCCGAAACGGUGGCUUGGCUUCGUGAUGGUGACGAAGCUAUCAUCUGCGAUGAUGCAGUCAAAUCCACAAUGUCUGGGGUUGUGGAAUCCUUCCGAACAGUGUUCAUCAACUUGUCGCUGCUGUGUGCGGCAGAUGAGUUUUGUGCAUUUGUAUCGAUUGCAAUCGAAACACUCAAAACUACCUCGCUGACGUGGAACGAAGAGCGGUUAAACCCUGUGGCUAUGGUGGUGGCACAUCUCAACGCUCGAGGCAAAAAGCUGAAAAUGUUAUCGUCAACGAAAAUGGCGUGGUUGACGCUGUUCUACUUCGACGACGCGUUGCACACGUACCUCGACACCGGUGUGGACUUUUAUCGCCAUGUGUUUGUGCCUGAGCGUAAUCCAUCCAUGCCCCACAUUCGGUACGGCCGCGUCCAUGAAUAUCGAGGGUGCUAUAUCCAUCUUCAAUCGCAUACGGGGACGCGAAGGCAGGGCAAGGGCACUUAUAAGGACUGCAUUAUAGCGCUGAAGAAGUUAAUUGCUAUCCAAGAGAGCGAUAUACUAACACCAAAUGGCAAAAAGCGGGUGUACGACGACAUCCACUACGCCAAAAGUAUAAAAGAAAUGGCCAAGUGGAACAAACCUGGACAGAACAAGAAGCUCAGUCAUUCCAACCCGCACGACAAGAAAAAUCGGCUAAGCGAAGAUAUCAUUGCCAACGACAAGCCUACAGCCUUCUGGAUGUCCCGUAUCCCUCCGGUGGCCACCGUGAUCGUGGCUACGAUGGUAUUUCCUGGUACUCCGGGACCGUUCCAGGUGUAUCCGGGAGCUGAAACAGGGUCGGACCGUCGGUACCGGUUCUGGCCAGGGGAGUCGUAG
Molecule: messenger RNA, 1329 nt
Organism: Aphanomyces astaci
Lineage: Eukaryota; Oomycota; Saprolegniomycetes; Saprolegniales; Verrucalvaceae
Exons: 7
Coding region: 1-1329 (442 amino acids)
Source: RefSeq, a predicted model, not a curated record